GGGAACUUCUGUUGACAAUUGAUGGAAGGUUGCUCCCUUUAACUUUCGUAACUGCUCAAGAACUAGAUGAUUCUCCAUCAUCUCUAAAACAUUUUCCAAUAUUUUGAAAGAAUCCGGACCGUCAUGUUUAGGAAAUUUCAGCUUGCUUUGUUGAAUUUUAUGUGGUUUUACUGUUCGUUUCAAUAUGGCGAUGGUUAGUUGCUUAGUGCUUCGAAGGUCUCCUUGCUUAUCAUGAAUUUCUUGAUAUUCUUUUGUAUUUCUUUGUAUAAUUUUGGUACGAAGCCUUGAUAUUCCUAUGAUUAUCUAUAAGUGCAUACGAGUUGCGUAAUUAUGAAGUUGUGCAUGUGAUAAAGAAAAGAUUUCAUCCGAAAAGUUAUUUCGCUCGGGCAGCACAGUAGAUUCGGCAAUUGCCGUCCUACUAAGUCAAAGAAGAACUGCUGCCAAGAUAGUUUCUUGUUAUUUCACUGCAUACCAACGACGUUUAUAAAUAUUUCAUCCCGGAAAGUUGGAAUUCUUUUAAUAAUUUUCAAAUUUUUUGACGUUCCAAUGUUGUAUGAUAAAUUUUUAUUUAUCAUUACAAUGGUUAAACAGUUUUAAAGUGAUCAGUUCCUUUUUGGAAGUCAAAUAAAUAAAUUUUGGCUUUGACUGUAACAGUAGGAACACAUAUUCAUGUUUCAACUAGAUAGGACAAUUUAAUUGGAUGUGAUAAUUAACAAUAUUUAAUAUUAUAUUUUGAAGGCUAUGUUGUAAAAAAAAAUCUUAAACCUUAAAUAGACAAGACUAAUUGCAAUAAAUUAUUAAAACAAUUUUAUUUACAACAACAUUUAAUUACUCUAAGGCCCUGUAAUUUAUACAUUACAAAAUCUGUGUAUAAUGGCUGAAACGCAAAGAAUACCUGUGUAUGGUACACGUCCUCCUUGUGCUAAUGGAAAUCGUUUAGAAGAACGUCAUGCUAAAAGAGCAGCAAUAAGGUUAGAAAGAAAUCGGAAACCCGAUAAGCCAGAAGAUUUUGUCUGUUAUGAAUCAAGUGACGAUGAAGCAGACACAGUAUGUGAAGGAGUACAGUACCUAAAGACUUCUUUUAAUUUUGUGGAUUAUGUGCGUGCACGAGAAACAAAUACAAGAGAAGUGCGAAAGAUUAAUCAGGAAUAUGGAUUUCGACAUAUAUUAACUCAUGAUUUGUACAAAGAAUAUUCGGUUAGCUUAAAUAAUAUGAAUAAGGUUUUUUGUUCUCAAUGGUUAAGUGAUAGGCAAGUAGUAUUCGGAACAAAAUGCAACAAAUUGAUGGUUUAUGAUGUAGCAACACAGAAAUUAGACCAAAUACCAUCUCUGCAUGGAAGACAAAUUAAUUCAGGAGGUGGUGCUGUUCCCGAGCAACAAUGUGGUAUACAUUCUGUUCAAAUAAAUCCUUCUAGAACUCUUCUAUCAACUGGAGCAAGAAAUAGUACCGAAAUAGCAAUAUAUAGGUUACCAACUUUAGAUCCAGUGUGUGUAGGAGAAGAAGGCCAUAGAGACUGGGUCUUCGAUAUGUGUUGGUUAGAUGAUGAGUUUUUAGUUUCUGGUGCUAGAGAUACCAAAAUGGCUUUAUGGCAUAUAGACAGUGAUCUUGCAGAAGCCCCUGACAAAGCAGAUGUACCAACACACAGAUUGAUUCGACCUGUGUGCGUCAAGGAAUGUAGAUCAGCACAAAAAGUACGAGCACUUGCUUUUAAUAGGACCUAUAAAGAAAUUGCUGCUCUCACUCUGAAUAGUUUUAUACAUAUAUGGUCCGCUGAGACUUUCAGACAAAAAAUAUCUAGAAAAUUACCAGCUUGUCAAGAAAAUGUUUGUCUUGCUGUACAAGAUGACGGCGUUUAUGCAGUAGGUUGCCGUUCUUAUACUCUACUGUUAGAUGCAAGAACUUUGCAGCCCAUAAAAAAAAUACCUUCGCGAUAUAGCGGCUGUGGAAUCCGAUCGGCUAGUUUCCAAGGUUCUGUUUUGACAAUUGGAACAGGUUUAGGAAUGCUAAUGUUUUACGAUGUUAGAGCGCAAAAGUAUCUAGAGUCUUCAAUCAAUUCAAAUAGGACUGUAGUAUUAAAAGCUUCAAAAGGAUAUGUGUUUCCAGAUGAAGAGUACAUUGAUGGAUUCCAAAACGUGAAAUAUACACCUGCUAUAUAUACUCAUUGCUAUGAUGGAUCCGGAACGCGGCUAUUUACAGCUGGUGGACCACUUCCUGUAAAUCUUUAUGGUAAUUAUGCAGGAUUAUGGCAAUAAAGUUAAUUUUAGCCGAAUAAAGAGCCGCAUCGAUUUUUACUGACUUUAUGCGCAGCCAUUUGAAACUUAAAACAGACAGAUUGAUUUUUAAAAGCUAUACUAAGAGUUUGGUGUACUUAAGUGAUAAAGUUCACUGUUAUGUUUCUCCUUGUCUUACAAGUUGAAUUCAUUAUUGCAGCAAAGAUAUAAGUGUAUUUUCGAUGCUUAGAAUAGAACAUUUUAGAAGAUUGAGAAAUUGUUAACAUGUAAACAAUAAGUAACUGGUUUAUCAAUGUAUCAUGGUGAAUAUAUGAUAACAAAAUAUAUUCUGUAUGCUUGUACAUUGACAGAUUACAAAUUGUUGACAUAUAUUCAUAAAAUCAUUACAUAACAUAAUAAAUAAAAAUGUGUGUUGUAUUUAUAUAAAUUCAUAAUUAAACUAUACAAAACAUGUAUGUGAUGAUACAUAAUGAACGAAUACAUUGAAAUGCAUUUUAAUAUGGACUAUCAGAUGUACUUUUUAUUAUAAAUACUAUGAACCAAAAUAUGAUAUGUAAUUCUGUUUUUAAUGUCUGCCAUAAUUUUAUGCAUUUAGACUAUUCUAUCUUAAUAAUAAUUGCUAAAUUCAGUUCAUUGCUUUCAUAUAAAAUGUUUUAAGUAACAACUAUUUUCUAUACACAACACGAUGUCCAUCUUAAAACGUCCUAAUUUGUCGUACUGAUAUCACAAAUAAUAAAAUCUAAGUAUCACAUAUUUUAUCUCAAAUAAUGCAAUAGAAAAGGUAUAAAUAAAUAAUUUUUAUACUUGAAGUAUAUAUAUAAGUUAUAAAACAAUUUUGUGCAGUUAUAAUCACUGCAUUAUUAUAGCAGCAAAAUGUUCUCUGAUGUAUUAUGCUUACCGUAAGAGAUAUUAGAGAAAAUUUUUGUAAGAAAGCAAAGUAUGCAUAAUGUCGACCGAUUUGUCCUUGUAUCUCUUAACAGAUAUCUUCUGUUGUUCAGAGAAGAACAUGUUAUAUGUAUUUUUUUCUUUUCGUUAUAAAAAUGUAAUUUAAUUUGUUAUCAUUAUUCUGUAUGGUUGUGUUCCUAGAUCUAUAAUAAAAUGUUAUUACAGAAGUAUUUAUUAUCUGUGUUAAGAAUAGAGGGACAAUGUAAUAAAUAACAUCUUAAGCUCUUUUUUGAAUAUUUUGUUUCAAAAAUUUACAGUAUAUUUCAUUGUUAGAAAAUUAUCCAGUGCAAGUAAUAUGUGUGCAUAGAAAUUUGUAAUAAAUUUACAGUCAGCUUAAUUCUUGUUACGUUUCCACAAAUUAUUGUAACAACAAAUUUUUUAAACAAAUACAUACAACAUUCUGUUUGAACCCAUUACAAUAGUGAAUCAUAUUACUUUUUUCUUUUAAAUGUUUAUUUGGUGAUUUUCU
Megachile rotundata (alfalfa leafcutting bee) is the source of this 3646-nucleotide messenger RNA. RefSeq names its product DDB1 and CUL4 associated factor 12-like protein (gene DCAF12). Lineage: Eukaryota; Metazoa; Arthropoda; Insecta; Hymenoptera; Megachilidae. The record is from RefSeq and is a predicted model, not a curated record. Gene Ontology annotation, molecular function: protein binding. Gene Ontology annotation, cellular component: Cul4-RING E3 ubiquitin ligase complex.